Molecule: messenger RNA, 6857 nt
Organism: Cladocopium goreaui
Lineage: Eukaryota; Dinophyceae; Suessiales; Symbiodiniaceae
Source: the annotation of a GenBank genome assembly
AUGACUUGGCGCAUGAUGCAGUGGCUCCUCGCAACGAUUUUCGUCAUUCUUUCUCCUGCUGAGCUGCGUGUCUCGAAGCAGAGCACGACUGGACAGCAGAGUAGCCACCCUGUGCCCCAACCAGUAGUUGAAACGGGUGCCAGACAUUUGCAGGACUGUGAAGUGAUUGGCUGGGCGGAGCUUUGUGAACGAAAGAAGUUGACGGCCGGGUGCUUUCAACUCCAGCCCAUCGCGGCAGCGCCACUCUGCGAGCUGCAAGGGCCGCAUGGGGCGCCGGCGCAGCUGCGCCCAGCGACUGCCGGGAUUCUGACCUUGACAUCCGCGGAGCUACGCAUCACCGGGCAAAUUCAGAUGACUUCCCUCCGCCUGGCAGCCAAGACUGUGAACUUUGCAGAUGCUCACGUCGAAGCCUGGCAUGAAGCCCCAUCGGAUCCAAACUCCAACGCAUCUGGUGGUGCCUUUUUCAGCGAGGGGUCAUUCACUUUGACCAGAUCCCGCCUGAAAGUGAGAGAUGUUCGCGCUACUACUAUGGAUGGUGGUGGCUUCGCAGCGGGCGGAGACCUGACCCUGGGUGGCAUUGCAGGGGCACAGGCUAGCGCCAUGGAAUCGUCGCUGUUCGAAGACUUUCUUUGUUUCUUGCAGAAAGAAGAGCUUUUGUUGAAGGCUUUGCGCGCCACGGAUUUGAAAGCAUGCUUGCGGACAGGGCUUUGCAGUGAGGCGGAGGACAUUGAUUUCGCAGGUUUGCUUACAAUACUGGAAAACCGUCAAGAUGACUUGCGAGAAAUGCAAAAAACAAGUCUCCAAGCAUGCUUUAACAGCAACCUGAGCAAGACAGACAAGGACUUAAAGUUUUGCCAAAAUUUCUUCAAACGCAAAAAAACCAGUAUGACAGAUGAACAGCAAAAGGUUGUGGAUGAAUGGGAGGAGAUCAUUUGUGCCGAUGGUGCGGGGUUAUGUCCUGCCAUCGAUGCAGAUUUCGCACGUUUGCUUACUAUACUUGAAAACCGUCAAGAUGACUUGCGACAAAUGCAAAAAACAAGUCUCGAAGCAUGUUUCAACAGCAGCCUGAGCAAUACAGACAAGGACUUAAAGUUUUGCCAAAAUUUCUUCAAGCGCAAAAAAGCAAGUAUGACAGAUGAACAGCAAAAGGUUGUGGAUGAAUGGGAGGAGAUCAUUUGUGCCGAUGGGUUUGCAGAUUUCGCACUCUUGCUUACUAUACUUGAAAACCGUCAAGAGUACUUGCGAAAAAUCCGAAAAGCAAGUCUCGAAGCAUGUUUCAACAUUAGCCUGAGCAAUAGAGACAAGGACUUAAAGUUUUGCCAAAAUUUCUUCAAGCGCAAAAAAGCAAGUAUGACAGAUGAACAGCAAAAGGUUGUGGAUGAAUGGGAGGAGAUCAUUUGUGCCGAUGGUGCGGGGUUAUGUCCUGCCAUCGAUGCAGAUUUCGCACGUUUGCUUACCAUACUGGAAACUCGUGAAGAUGACUUGCGACAAAUGCGAAAAACAAGUCUCGAAGCAUGUUUCGGGACACGUGUCAGCAAUGCAGACAGUGAUCUUGGUUUUGGACGGAACUUUUUCCGUCGGCAGAAAGAUAUGUUGACGGAUGAGCAGCGCAAGGUUCUUGAGGACUGGUCUUCCAAGAUUUGUUCCCAUGAGGAUGUUGAUGACGGUUUUCGGCGCUUCCUUGCAACUUUGCAUGCUCGAGCACAGGAGCUGUUUGCCUUGCGCAAAUGUGACCUGAAAGGCAUCUUUUCGUCCCAUAUUUGCAAAAAAGAUUCGGAGUUGAAAUUUUGUCAAAACUUUUGGCGGCGCAGUGCAGAAAAAUUGAGUGCCGAGCAAAAGGAACAAGUGGAGGAUUUGAAAGCAGGAAUUCUUUGGCCUCAUGCGCAAGACGAUCGUGCGGCGUUGCGGCCCGCGGUUGUCAGGAUGUUGGACAAAUUUGAAAACAUACUUGCACGCAGAGAGGCAGAAUUUCGCGGCUUUGGGGCUGCAAGUGUUUAUGGUCUGUCUACCGGGCACGCGAAGAAAUCUGAUUCUGAGGUUAGAUUUUGCUACGAUUUUGUCAACCGUGUGUUUCCCAAACUGGAAGACUCGGAGCAACAGCGACUUCGAAUCAAACUGGAUGACCUGUUGUUAAAAAGCUGCUCUGUGCCCGUGAAAAGUAGUUACCAGGCCAAACUACACGAUGCAGAGACUGUCUUGGGCGACGCUCUUCCACGCCCAAGACUGCCGAAAAGUUUACAGCUACGUAACGCGGUCACAACGGACAGUACAGCAUACGCAGUCGCAACCUAUGAACGAGAGGCCAUGGGUCGUAGCCUCGGCUUCACAGAAGCCACAAUAGCAACGUCCUUGCCUCCUGGAACUGGACGUGCGAAGUUGUGUUCCGCGUCCAGCAUGGUCGAGACGGCGCUGGAGAGUCAGAAUGUGCGCCAAGACUCUGAAGUUGUGAUCGAGAACGUUUCAGCAAAGUCUGGUGCUGGUUUCUUCGCCACGGGAAAUGUCUACAUUUCGGUGGGGCACUCAGUGCGUUCGCUGCCAUGCUGGAGAGCUAUGUACAAGGACGACUCAAUGAUCUUCAUUCAGAAUGCGAGGUCCACGAAAAGUGGAAGAGGUUUUCGCACAGAAAAUGGCUUGAAGGUGUCCAACGGCUCAAGGCUCGUCAUUCGGAAUGCGACUGCUGGAAAGCACGCAGGAGGACUCUGGGCUUCGGGCAAGACCUUGAUCAGCAGGUCCACAGUCACCAUUCAAAAUGCCACGGCCCAGCAGCAUGGUGGAGGGUUUUGUGCUGCUGAUGAGGUUGUCAUCGAUGAGAUGUCAAGCGUCAGCAUUUCCAGUUCAAGAUCGGGGCAACAGGGCGGAGGCUUCCAGACAGACAGAAGCUUGCAGGUGAGCAACAGCUCAGGUCUAAGCCUUGAGAAUGUGACUGCUGGAAACCAUGGAGGAGCUUUCGCUGCCCAUGGGGAGGUUGAUAUUGUUGGGUACUCGGCCGUCAACAUUUCCAAUAGCCGCGCUGAAUCAGGAGAUGGAGGAGGUUUUGACACUGAAAAGGGCUUGAAGGUGUCCAACGGCUCAAGACUCAUCAUUCGGAAUGCAACAGCUGGAAAUUCAGGCGGAGGAUUCUAUGCCAAAGGCAAGACUACCAUCACCAGGUCCACCGUCAGCAUUCAAAAUGCCACGGCCCAGAAGCAUGGUGGAGGCUUUGAUGCAUUAGAUGAGGUUGUCAUCGAUGAGAUGUCAAGCGUCAGCAUUUCCACUUCAAGAUCGGGGCAACAGGGCGGAGGCUUCCAGACGGACAGAGAUGGAGGAGGUUUUCGCACUGAAAAGGGCUUGAAGGUGUCCAACGGCUCAAGACUCAUCAUUGGGAAUGCGACAGCUGGAGGGUCUGGAGGAGGAUUCUAUGCCAAAGGCGAGACCUUGAUCAGCAGGUCCACCGUCAGCAUUCAAAAUGCCACGGCCCAGAAGCAUGGUGGAGGCUUUGCUGCAUUAGAUGAGGUUGUCAUUGACGAGAUGUCAAGCGUCAGCAUUUCCACUUCAAGAUCGGGGCAACAGGGCGGAGGCUUCCAGACAGACAGAAGCUUGCAGGUGAGCAACAGCUCAGUUCUAAGCCUUGAGAAUGUGACUGCUGGAAACCAUGGAGGAGCUUUCGCUGCCCAUGGGGAGGUUGAGCUAGCUGGGAAUUCGACGGUCAAGAUUUCCAACAGUCGAGCUGAAGCCCGAAAUGGAGGAGGUUUUGACACAGAAAAUGGCUUGAAGGUGUCCAACGGCUCAAGGCUCAUCAUUCGGAAUGCAACAGCUGGAAAUUCAGGCGGAGGAUUCUAUGCCAAAGGCAAGACUACCAUCACCAGGUCCACCGUCAGCAUUCAAAAUGCCACGGCCCAGAAGCAUGGUGGAGGCUUUGAUGCAUUAGAUGAGGUUGUCAUCGAUGAGAUGUCAAGCGUCAGCAUUUCCACUUCAAGAUCGGGGCAACAGGGCGGAGGCUUCCAGACAGACAGAAGCUUGCAGGUGAGCAACAGCUCAGUUCUAAGCCUUGAGAAUGUGACUGCUGGAAACCAUGGAGGAGGUUUGAUUGCCCUUGGAGAGGUUGAUAUUGUUGGGUACUCGGCCGUCAACGUUUCCAACAGCCGCGCUGAAUCAGGAGAUGGAGGAGGUUUUGACACUGAAAAGGGCUUGAAGGUGUCCAACGGCUCAAGACUCAUCAUUCGGAAUGCGACAGCUGGAAAUUCAGGCGGAGGAUUCUAUGCCAAUGGCAAGACUACCAUCACCAGGUCCACCGUCAGCAUUCAAAAUGCCACGGCCCGGCAGUACGGUGGAGGGUUCAGUGCUGAAGGAGUCGCAGUUAUCCAGGAUUCUACCGUGGCCAUGUUCAGCACCGAUGCCGGGGCAGAUGGUGGUGCUUUUUCCGUGUUUGGUUUGACUUUGCACAGAAGUCAAAUGUCGGUCAGCCACUCCACAGCGCUCGGAUCGGGUUUCGGAGGUCGUGUAGUUGGUCAAGUGCUUCUUUCAGCACAGUCUACGUUGGUGGUGAAGGAUUCCCAAGGUCUCGACAAUUCCAGCGUGCUAACUGCAGGUUGCCUCCACCUACGUGAUCGGUCACGCAUUCUCUUUGAAGAUGCCCGUGGUGGCCAUGGGGUGCAGCUGCAAAAUAGUGGAUGCUCUGACGUUUGCUCAAACAGCACGUUCUAUGUCGAAGCGGAUGCAGCCCUCAACGCCAGUGGUCGCUUGAGCUCCGGUUUUCUCUCCCUUGCAUCCUGCCCGAAGGAGAAGGUACAUCUCUCAGGCAUCCACCUGCACUCCUGGUCCAGCGCGUUGCUCAGCACCCGGCCCAGUUCCGUGAUAAUCGGCCAAGUGACUAUCGACUAUGAACCACCUAUCGACAAUUUGCAGGUCCUGGCUGCCAAGGAUGGCUUUGAGAUCGACUCUUUAACGGUUUCCUGCCGGAACUGCCCAUGGGGCGUGACUUUCAACGCUACGAAGGACAGAAGUCUGAAAGCCGUGAGCUCUGAAUAUCUCAAAUGCUCCAAGACCGUCACAGUGUCCAAAGGCCUGACGCAACGUUGCAAGUGUUCCAACUACCAGAUUGCAACCGAGCACUUCCGUGGUGUAGAUAUGGUGCCCUUGGAAAGCAGUUUCCAGACGUGCAUGUUCUGCAAGCCUCACUUCCACUUUCAGAAUGGCGAUUGCCCGAAAUGCGGAAUCUUCAGUGCUUGGUCUGAUGGCAAGAAGGAUGUUUGUCACGUUCUGCCACGCCAGAACUCAGCAGAGUUGUUCGCACUUUUGACAGGUGCAGCUGUCGUGGUCAUUUUAACCUUCCUUGCCUUUGAGAUUUUGCAUGCUCCUUUGAUGAUCGUUGAUGCAAAAUCAUAUUUGGACCCAAGGCAAGCUGAAAGCAAUACAAUUUUCACAUUUUCCGUGCAGGGGCCGAUUGUUGAUCUUCCCAAAAGCCUGUCUCGAUUGGUGAACCGAAGGGUGCAUUUUCGGGCAAGGGGAACGGGAUUGAUAUGGCUAGACUACGACCAGAAGAAGUCCAACACAAUCAAAGUUCGAAGUAUUGCGCGCAGAAAGCUUUUGCUGCAAGACACGAGUCCCCCAUUUUUUUGCGCUUCGUGCAAGGGUUCUUUGCACGCCACUGAUAUUUUUUACCUGCUCAGCCUGCUCACCGUAUGCAUAUUUGUUGGUGCAAUGCUGCCUGUCAUCAUCAAGGUAGCAGUCAUAUCCGGAAACGGUGUGGGACAUGUCUUCGUUACUGCAAUUUAUGUGACCCUUCCUUUGGUUGCUGUUGCUGCGCUGCUGCACUUCCCGAUCGCGUGGCUGAUCCGACGGCUAUAUCGUAGAACGUCAUUUUCGGAGGCUUUGGAUGAGUACCGGAAGCAGAUCAACUGCAAGCCAUUUCCAGGGCCUGAUGGAACCCAUCCUCGCAACCAGGGCUUGCAGGUUCUGAAUUUGCGCGGCUUGUGGAUGCACUUCGAGAGCUUUAUUCUCGAGCGCAAUAUGCACUUUGUGGUUGCCAACAUAGUGAGGCCCCUAACACAAAGCAAAGGAGUUUCCUUUGUAAGUCUUUGGGGUGGCAGGCAGGUGGAUUACUUUGUGUCCCAUUCCUGGGGCACCAGCUUUCCGCACUUUGUGCAGUCUAUCCAGUGCCAUGCUCUGUCCAAAGAGGGCCCCACUUCUUGGAUCGAUGCAGCAUAUUGGAUCUGUUCAUUUGCGAACAACCAGUGGAGAAUUGAAGCCGAACUGGGAAGUGAUCCCAUGGAGAGCGCCUUUGCACUCGCCUUGACAGCGGGCAUCAAAGGAGUCGCGAUGGUCAUGGACCCGGAAGCGCAGCCUCUCACAAGAGUUUGGUGUCUGUUCGAAUUUUUCCUGUCAAGCCGUCAGCACUUGGACCUGGUCUUCGUCACCAAUGCUGGUGUGGUGGGUGAUGAUGGUUGCAGCUCCUUUGACGUUGCGUUGGAGAUGGGCAGGAAGAUAGAAUCGUUGCAGGUUGAAACGUGCGAGGCAUCUUCGGAGGAAGAUAAGAAAAACAUCUUCCAGUACAUCAUCUCGGAGUUGGGAAGCCUUGAGCGAAUGGAUGAGCAAAUCCGAAAGCUCAUGGCUGAGAUGUUGACGCAAAAUUUGACCAACAUGGAAAAGGCAACUGGAAGUCUUGUGGACCGUCUCGGCCAGGGCAGCGCAACAGUCGCAACCCUGAAUGAGAAGCGUUUAAAACCACAUGUUGCUUCCGGAAUUCGUCAGAUUUGUUCCAUUUAAACAAGUCUUGUACAUGUUGUGACUUCUUGAGCACGCACAAGGCCGUGACUCGUCAGAGCUGACCCACAGCUGGCAGCGAAUGAGUUUUGGCAUCUCAUGGCAUGUUGAAAAAA